Racocetra persica is the source of this 204-nucleotide messenger RNA. Lineage: Eukaryota; Fungi; Glomeromycota; Glomeromycetes; Diversisporales; Gigasporaceae. The record is from the annotation of a GenBank genome assembly.
ACUCUUUCAUGGUGACCUUUCUAAAUUUACUUGCUAUCACAAAGAACAUCAAAGCCAAAAAGACCAAAUCUGGACAAACUUGCAUAUAACUACUCUAGAUUAUGCAGACAUUCUAGAUACAACUCCUACAGACUCAGAUCACUACAUCUCUCUAUUAGAAGUUACUUUAUCAGCUACUCCAAUAUCACUUUACAAACAACCUAA